Molecule: messenger RNA, 378 nt
Organism: Gryllus bimaculatus (two-spotted cricket)
Lineage: Eukaryota; Metazoa; Arthropoda; Insecta; Orthoptera; Gryllidae
Source: the annotation of a GenBank genome assembly
AUGGGCAUCGCGACGUGCGAGUGCCCGCCCGAGUGCGAGCCCGUGAUGCGGCCCGUGUGCGGCCGCGACGGGCGCACCUACCCCAGCGCGUGCGAGCUGCGCCGCGCCGCCUGCCUCGCCAAGCGCCACCUCGACGUGGCGCACGCCGGCGCCUGCGGCGGGCAGGGCCCGUGCGCGACGCACGUGUGCGAGUUCGGCGCGCAGUGCGUGGAGCGCGCGGGGCAGGCUGCGUGCGUGUGUCCGUCGUGCUCCGCCGAGUUCGACCCGGUGUGCGGCAGCGACGGAAUCUCCUACGACAACGAGUGCCGCCUGCGCCUGGAGGCCUGCCAGCACCGCAGGCACAUCAAGCUGCUCUACAAGGGACGCUGCAGUGAGUAG